Molecule: messenger RNA, 510 nt
Organism: Vavraia culicis subsp. floridensis
Lineage: Eukaryota; Fungi; Microsporidia; Pleistophoridae
Exons: 1
Coding region: 6-335 (109 amino acids)
Biological process (GO): response to metal ion
Molecular function (GO): copper ion binding
Source: RefSeq, a predicted model, not a curated record
AUCAUAUGGACUUUCCUAUCAUAAUUUUUACGACAUUUCCAAACGAAAAAGAGGCUGAUUCAAUAUUAAAGACGUUGUUGGAUAAGAAAUUAGUUGCUUGUGCCCAGAAAACCUUCCAAGUUGAGUCUAAGUACCUAUGGAAUGGACGAGUAGAAACUGACAGAGAGGUACAAACUAAGAUGACUACAUUUCACGGUUAUAUUCCGCAAAUUGAACGUGUUAUGUCUGAGAUGCACUCAUACGAUGUUUAUCAGUUCAUCGUUGUAAAGUUGGACUAUGUAAAUGAAAAAUAUCUAAAAUGGAUGAAAGAGGUCAUUGACAGCAAUAAGGAAUAAACUUGGUUUCAUUAUGGUAUUGCUUCGAACCAUAAGCGUUGAGUCGAGCAAUCUGUACACGAUGUGUAUGCAGCUUAUGUUCAUAGUUUUAACACAGCUACAUUGUGAAAAUAUAGAUUGUAAAUGGUGGGCAACGUCGUCUUCUAUGUCCAUGCUAUUUUUUAAGUGGAACGCA